Messenger RNA from Labeo rohita (rohu), 3803 nucleotides. RefSeq lists its product as uncharacterized. Gene Ontology annotation, biological process: lipoprotein metabolic process; lipid transport. The record is from RefSeq and is a predicted model, not a curated record. NCBI's taxonomy places the organism in Eukaryota, Metazoa, Chordata, Actinopteri, Cypriniformes, Cyprinidae. Gene Ontology annotation, cellular component: extracellular region; membrane. The transcript is spliced from 31 exons. The coding region runs from base 16 to 3603 and encodes 1195 amino acids. Gene Ontology annotation, molecular function: lipid binding.
CGGGUUUUGAACGACAUGGGGGACAUUCUCAUAAUGGACACAGAACUUUCUAAAAUUGAUGACAACUGUGGCGAUCACUCCACUACUGAACAGGGCAUGGAAAAUACACAACAGUCCUUGGAGCCCUGUGAGAAACCUGACGAUAAACAGUCAAAAUCUAUGCGGGAUUCUGGUUUAGAUACAGACGCACUGGUUGAUGUUGAGAGCCAACCAACGUAUAAGGAGGGCGAUAACAGUGAGAUCUUGGAAAAAAAGCCCGACACAAUGGCUGAGACACCUGAAGAAGAGGAAAAUCCAAAACAAAAAGCACAAAAGAAGAAACCCAGAAAUCCAUUUAUGCCCCAAGUUGCCGCCAAGAACAAAACAACACCGAAGAAGAAUGAAAACCAAAAUGAAGACAGUGGCAGUGACCUUGCAGAGACUAAAGGCCACAAGAAGUCCCUCAUGGAAUGGCUAGAUGAGUUCCGUUUAAGUGAAGCUCAAAGAGAGGAUGAGGAGGAUCUUGAUGGCCUCAUGGAUUGGUGGAACACUGUGGAACAAUGGGAGGACAUGCCCAAAAGUGACAACAUGACAGAGAAAGAGGAAGCCAAGGCUUUUGCUGUAACAGCUGAAAAGGUGCAAAAGGGCAUACGAGUGUUUAACAAACUUUUCUCAGAACGGGCGGAAGGACUGUGGCAGCAUGUGAUCGACCUGCAUGCCAUUGCUGAUGGCCUGGACCGCUUCAACAAGAAAACCAAGAUUGCCCAGAUCACUGGUGGCUCCACUAGUGCUGUGGGAGGUGUUGCUACCAUAACUGGCCUCAUCUUAGCACCUUUCACAAUGGGAACCUCUCUAAUCGUCACUGCGGUUGGCUUGGGUGUUGCCAUGGCGGGUGGUCUUACCUCUGCAUCCGCUGGGAUAUCCAAUACCGUCAACAACUCUUUGGAUCGCAAGAAGGUGGAGCGCAUUGUGGAAGACUACCAGGCGAAGAUGGCUGACCUUAACAAAUGCAUGAAGUUCAUCAAGCAAGGCAUUACAAAUCUACGCAAGUUCAACCUGAAUAAGAUGAAGAAGCAUGCAUAUAAUCGCGACUUCCCUUGUUUCGACAAUAUCUAUGAGGACGGCGCCAUGGCGGGCAAAGCUAUUCUAACCAGUGCCAAUGAGAUUAUGCGUGUAAUGCAGGUAGCCAACGCGGCGGGAACCACUGCGGCACGUGCUGUGCAGAUCGCUAGUAUAUCCACAGGUGUUCUGACGGGGCUUUUUGUUGGGAUGGACAUCUAUUUUGUGGCCAAGGACUCCCAUGAGCUGAAAAAUGGUGCAAAAUCAGAAUUUGCUGCCAAGAUUAGAGAGGUGGCAGAUCAGCUGCAUGAGGGCUUAAUGGAACUUAACAUAAUCCGAGAUGAGUUGCGGUUGAGCACCACUCUGAAAGAAGACAAACCGUCUCUGUACGCAUGGGAACCUAAGGAAAAAGCAGAUUCAAUGUCCAGGCGUUCAGAUGUAGUUGAGCACUCAUCUGAGGCGAGACAGUACAUGUUUAAGGGUGCAGUAACAGGAAGCUUUCACACUAAGGAUGAGAAUGGUGAACUCAUGGGCAGUAAUGACAGUCCAGAGAACAGCAAAAUUAAGAACAAGCUAACUGAGUGUGAGCUGUCAGGUCUUAAUGAUCAACCAACAGGCAACAAUAACCCAAAGGGGAAAGCUGCUGUUUUCAGUCGGUUGUUUAACAGAACUUCUAAAAAGUGGACAAGCCUCUCUGCACAAGAGGAUGGCUUCACUGCUGACACCAACAGUCCGUCCAGCCAACACAGCCUUAAGGAAGAACUAUCAUUACAACAUGGAGAACUCUCAGCUGGCAAUCACAACCAAACACAAAACACAAACAACAAGGAAGAACUAGCAUUGAAAAAUGAAGAUUUUCCAGGCAGUGACAGACUUGAGAGAAAUUCCCUGUUUAAUUUUCUUAAAACAUCUCCUAGAGGAACUGAGGAUACUUAUGAAGAGGACAGCCCACCAUUACACAUUAAACUGCUGGCCAGUAAUGACAGUCUCUUAUAUCUCUCUAACAACAACAUAAAGGAGAACUCAGGGAAGCUAAGUGGCACUUUCCGCAGUUCCCCAAAACCAGCAUUACGUUUUCCUGCUGACACGGAUCCGCUAAGUGAGCACAGUAAAAUUAUAGAUUGGGAUUAUAACUUCUUGGACAAUGGCAUUGAAAAGAAAUCUAUUGCAGUGCCCAGAAAAUGCCAUGAUGAGAAACUCUCCAACAGUAAUAACAAGGUUGUGUCAUUUAGAGUGAAAAGAACUCUACCUAGAAUGUCCACAUUUUCAUCCAGUACGCAGGGUUUAGAUGAAGAAGAUAUAAUUGAGGAGCCAGUGGAAAUGCAGAAACUGGGGACAAAUGAGGACUGUUCUUUUGAAAUCCUGCCAGUGGAGAUGGCUGCUUACCCAACAGAUUCAAAUGUUUUAGAGACAGAUGAGGAUGAUGACCUGAUGGACUGGUGGGAAACUGUUGAGGGUUGGAGUGUGUGGAAUGAAACUGCAAAUUUUCAGGAGGAUGAUAAGGAGCUGGCUGUUGAGGCUGCUGCAGACCGCGUGUUCAUGGCGGCCCGUCUCUUCGUCAGUCUGUUCAACCAGCGUGGAGCCUCUCUGCAAUGUCGCAUUUUAGAAUUGCUGGCUCUGGCAGACACUGCUGACAACUUCCAUAAGAAGACUGUGAGCGCAGCUGUGGGAGGGGGCGUAGCCAGUGUGGCAGGGGGCAUAGCCACCAUUACUGGCCUCAUCCUGGCACCCUUCACCUUUGGCACUUCCACUAUCGUCACUGCAGUGGGUAUCAGUGUGGCAACAGCUGGAAGCAUCACCUCAGCCACAGCUAACAUCACCGAUGCUGUUCAAUCAAAGAUGGAUCGCAAGAAGGUGGAGAAGAUGAUCCAGGGCUACCAGAAUGAGAUCAAUGACAUCAGAGAUUGUCUGGAGUUCAUGCAGGAAGGAAUGAACACCCUGCAGGAAUGGGAUUUUAGGGGGUACUCUGAGAGUGUGGUUAACACGAGUCUUAGCCGUAACAUAAAGUAUGUGAUGAAGGAAGGUGGACGAGCAGGUAAAGCUCUUAUGAUAAACACAGAUAGGCUUAUCAGCACUGUGAAAGUUCUAGGUGUUGCUGGAGGUGCUGCCAAAGCCGCCAAGGCCAUCAGUAUAACUACAGGGGUAAUGUCCACUCUCUUCCUUGCCCUGGAUGUCUUUUUUCUUGCCAAAGACUCCAAUGAACUUCGCAGAGGUGCCAAGACCAAAUUUGCCUCCAAGCUCCGAGAAGUCUGCAAAGAGCUACAACAUGGCCUACUGGAACUAAACAAAGUGAAGACUCAGCUUCAAAAGACCAUGGAUGGAAUUGAAGUGGAAGAAUACGAGGAAGAGGAGGAGGAUGAAGACCAAUGUGAGUCAGAUCCCGUUAAACUGGCUCUGCUUGAGGAAGAAAUCGAUCAGUUGGAGGAGAAACUGGACCAGAAAACUAAGCAGCAGCAAAUGAACCAAAGCAAGAGAGGAGAUGCUGAGAAAGAGACCCCAGAAAAGAAAGAAAAUGAGGAGUCUUAUCAGACUUAUCAAAUAGAAGGUGGGAAGAAACAAAAAUGAAGAGGAAUAAUGCAGUUGAUUUAAAAAAGACUUGGAAUGAUUUAAAAUAUAGAAAAAAGAAGACUUUACACGGAUGUUGAAGGAGAAGUUCACUUCCAGAAUGUCCAGAAUGAAAACUUCCUAGUAAUUUACUCAACCCCAUGCAAGAUGUUCACCUCUCUUUCUUCAGUCAAAAAGAAAUUAAGGUUUUUGAGGAAAAC